Messenger RNA from Ziziphus jujuba (common jujube), 1811 nucleotides. Its product is annotated as carbon catabolite repressor protein 4 homolog 3. Gene Ontology annotation, molecular function: 3'-5'-RNA exonuclease activity. The coding region runs from base 101 to 1459 and encodes 452 amino acids. The transcript is spliced from 13 exons. Lineage: Eukaryota; Viridiplantae; Streptophyta; Magnoliopsida; Rosales; Rhamnaceae. The record is from RefSeq and is a predicted model, not a curated record.
CCCCAAACACUUUUUUUGUGGCGCUAAAAUUGAAACGAAAAACGGUCGGUUCAGGUAACUUGGACGCCAUAGCCGCAGAGAGCUUGCUUUCUAAGUUUCAAUGCGCUGCGAGGCUUGCUCUUCAUCUUCGCUCUGUGCUCGCUAUGGACCGGUUUCCACAACCGCGCCAAGCCGGAGCUCGCUCAAGAGCCGGCCUUCCUUCUUCUACUUCUUCAACUGCAAGCCCUCCAUUUCUUGUUCCACCAACCGUCCCACAGAUUCUUCGUCAUCGUCUUCUUCGCUUUCUACCAGCUCGUAUAGCCGUAGAUGGUACAACCCCCUUAGACGGAGGCAGCUUGAUGAAGCUCCGGAUAUUGAGCGCCAUUGGGUCGAAGCUGAUCAGCCGCCUCUCGCUUCCCUAGAGAGAUUUACGGUUGCUUCAUAUAAUAUAUUGGCGGAUAGAAAUGCUUCUUGGCACAAAGAUCUAUACUCUAAUGUGCCUUAUUCUUACAUGAAUUGGGACCGCCGGAAAAGGCUCAUUUGUAAAGAACUCAUUGGAUGGAACCCUGAUAUUAUCUGCCUACAAGAAGUAGACAAAUAUUUUGAUCUUUCCGAUAUGUUGGCAACAGCAGGAUAUCUCGGGUCGUAUAAGAGACGCACUGGAGGUUCUGUUGAUGGUUGUGCUAUGUUUUGGAAAGCUGAUAAGUUUAGGUUGUUAGAGGGAGAAAGCAUUGAGUUCAAGAGUUUUGGACUUGGUGAUAAUGUUGCUCAACUCUCUGUUUUUGAGAUGUGUAAUGCUGCAUCAAGAAGGUUAUUGAUUGGUAACAUCCAUGUGCUUUAUAACCCAAGGCGAGGGCAUGUUAAAUUAGGUCAAAUUCGCUCUCUCUUUUCAAGAGCACAAAACCUUUCUGAGAAAUGGGGUAAUGCCCCUGCUGUGCUUGCUGGUGAUUUCAAUAGCACUCCUCAGAGUGCUAUAUACAAGUUCUUGUCAUCAUCUGAGCUGAAUGUCAUGUUAUAUGACAGAAGAGAGCUAUCAGGGCAAAGAAGUUGUCAUCCUGCUCAAGUUUUAGGUCUCAAACAACAAUUUAGCAGUCCACUCAAGUCGAUAGACGGAUUAUUGAAAGAUUGCUGGACAGAUGAAGAAAUUAAAGUUGCAACAGGAAAAACUACUUGCAAUAUAGCUGUGCAUCCCUUGAAGCUCAAUAGUUCCUAUGCCACAGUGAGGGGUUCUUUGGGAACACGAGGAUCUAAUGGUGAACCUUUAGCCACUUCAUACCACUCCAAGUUCCUUGGAACUGUUGACUACUUAUGGCACUCUGAUUGUCUUGUACCUACAAAAGUUUUGGAUACCAUUUCGAUUGAUGUUCUCCAGAGGACUGGUGGGCUUCCCUGCAAGGAUAUAGGCAGCGAUCAUUUGGCCUUGGUUUCUGAGUUCGCCUUUACAACGCCCACCAAUGUGGGCAUAAAUGCAGCCACAUAAUGCAUCUCAGCUGCAGCCAAGCAUCAUGGAGUUAAAAACGAUUUCUUGGUACAAGGCAGCGUUACUUCUAACAUCAAUCCAUGAAAGAAGAAAAAAUUUUGGUAUCGUUUUGGUUAACUAGAUUGUAGAGAUUAAGUAUGGGGGAAAGUGAUGAGAUUACAGCUACUACCUGUUUCAUUAAGUUAUUAUGAAACUCGUUAAAGAAUUUCAAAGUAUUUCAUUCCUUCAUUUUUGUUGUGUUUAUGUUCACUUUUUUAUGCCUGUAAUGUAGAAAACAAUGUGAAUUUUCACAUAUUGGUAAAUAUUGAAUAUAAUCUCUCCUCUCUCUCCUUUGCCCAUUUUUCCACUACAA